Molecule: messenger RNA, 1944 nt
Organism: Anoplopoma fimbria (sablefish)
Lineage: Eukaryota; Metazoa; Chordata; Actinopteri; Perciformes; Anoplopomatidae
Gene: fam114a1
Product: family with sequence similarity 114 member A1
Exons: 13
Coding region: 106-1938 (610 amino acids)
Source: RefSeq, a predicted model, not a curated record
ACUGUCUUUGAGCUUUAUAACUUUCCUUUGCCCGAAACAACCCGCAAAGUGGCAACAAACCCGGCGAUCGAGUUUAAUUCAUCAGUUUCACUGUUGCAAAUCACCAUGUCCCAUCCCGACGCAGAACCCUCCGCUGACCUCCCCCCUCACACCGACCCUGGCCCCUGUCAGGAUGUCCCAGCAGCCUUUGCGCCACCUCCAGCUCCCCUGCAGCCGCCUUUGAUCCCUGAGAGUGUUGACUUCCCACAGCCCACCACAGAGGACACCGUUAAAGAGGACACCGUUAAAGAGGACACCGGCAAAGAGGACGCCUCGGAGGGUCCAACUGACCAACCGGAGCCAGCUGCCGAGGGUCAGGUGAUCAUAUGUGACCAACCGGUGAGCCUGGAGCCGGAGCCAGAGGCUGCAGAGGAGGAUGUGGAGAGCUCACCUCAGGAGAAAGAUAAAGGUUGGGGAGGUUGGAGUUCAUGGGGAAAAUCUCUCCUGAGCAGCGCCUCCUCCACAAUGGGUCAGAGCCUGACCUCAGUUAAAACCAAGGCAGGAGAAGCUCUGCGUCUCCACAGGACCUCAGUGGGAGAGGAGGUGCAUGAGGAGGAGGGAGCAGAGGAGGAGGGGGAGGAGAAGAAAGAGGGAGGAGGUGAAAGUGAGGAGACGGAGCUGUCCAGCUCUGGGGAGACUCCUGUGAACGCUGCAGCUUCUGGCAGGGGCGUCUUCUCUACGAUCACACACGCCGUGCAGAACACAGGUAAGUCGGUGAUCAGUGGCGGUUUAGACGCCUUGGAGUUCAUUGGAAAGAAGACCAUGAAUGUCCUGGCUGAGAGUGACCCGGGUUUCAGAAAGACCAAGACCCUGAUGCAGAAGACCGUAUCUCUAAGUCAGAUGUUAAAGGAAGCCAAAGAGAAAGAGCGAGCCCGUCUGGGCAACCAGCCAAUCAGUGCACCCACAGCUCACUACGGCAUUCUGUUUGACGACUACCAGGGCCUGCCUCACCUCGAGGCCCUGGAGAUCCUGUCCAAUGAGAGCGAGGCCAAGGUCCAAGCCUACCUCUCCUCCCUGGUGGAAGAGGAGCAGGAUGAGGUGAAGAAGGAGCUGAUUUUCAUUAAGGACAUCUUCAUCAAGCGAGAGGAAGAGGGAAAAGAAGAAGAACAAGAAGAAGGAGAAGGAGAAGGAGAAGGAGGACAGACCAAGGAUAACGGUGAUCUAAGUUCCCACGUACACUGUUCUACCCCCCUAUCGGCUGACGGCGAGGAGUUUGUGAGCGUUCUCACUGAGCUGCUGUUCGAGCUUCAUGUUGCUGCAACGCCGGAUAAACUCAACAAGGCUCGGAUGAGGGCCCAUGAUUGGGUGAACGAGGUGGAACAGCCUGUCUCUGCGGAGACUGUUGACGGGGAAACGCACGACCAGCCGGCAGGAGAGGCCCCACCUGGAGAGAAGGAAAAGGAGGAGAUGAAGAAGAAGGAUGGGGAGGAGCAGCAGGGGGAGGAGGGGAAGGGAGGAGAGGAGGAGGAGAGGAAGGAGGAAGAGAACGACCCCAGAUCCGUAGAGGCCGUCUACCUGUCAUCAGUAAGCAGUCUGGCAGAAGUGACGGCUCGCAGCAUCGAGCAGCUCCACAAGGUGGCAGAGCUCAUCCUCCACGGUCAGGACCUGGAGAAACCAGCCAGAGACCAGGCUCACAUCCUCACCAGGUUGACAUGUGCCAUGUGUAAGGAGGUGGAGUGUUUGGCAAAGAAGUUCUCUGACACACUGCUUCUUGUUGGGGGCCAGAGGAAAGCAGAGAGGUUGAAUCCGCUGGUAGAUAAUGUGCUGUUAGAGGGCUCCAACAGUACCAACUACAUCGAGAAUGCUCUUCAGCUGCUGCUGCCCGUCCUGCAGAUCUCCCACAUCCAAAGCCAGCACUGUCGCUCCACCACAGAACCAGCAGCAGAGACGCAGCACUAACACACA